Molecule: messenger RNA, 1125 nt
Organism: Botrytis sinoallii
Lineage: Eukaryota; Fungi; Ascomycota; Leotiomycetes; Helotiales; Sclerotiniaceae
Exons: 5
Coding region: 1-1125 (374 amino acids)
Biological process (GO): amino acid transport; transmembrane transport
Cellular component (GO): membrane
Molecular function (GO): transmembrane transporter activity
Source: RefSeq, a predicted model, not a curated record
AUGGAAAAAACUAUGAUUGAUAAAAGAGAUCCGUCUCUUCGGGGUCUUUCGCCAAAGUCAUCAACCUACAAAUCAGAAAAAGUGGCUAUAUCCGAUGGAGAGAAUCAUUCCCAAUUAGCGGAAGUCAAUGAAACAGGUCAUGUUCAAGAAGUUGAACGGAACUUUUCUUUACUUUCUAUAUGUUCAGUUGGUCUUGUUACUGGAAAUACAUGGGCUGCUUUAGGUGGUAGUAUUGCUACAGCUAUUUAUAAUGGAGGUCCACCGGGUGUUUUAUAUGAAUUCAUUGCUGUAUCAAUAUUUUAUUGGCUCGUUGCAGCUUCGUUAGCUGAAUUGGCUUCAUCAAUGCCAAGUAGUGCUGGAGUUUAUCAUUGGGCAUCAAUUACUCCUGGUCCGAAAUAUGGUAAAAUUUGUGGUUGGUUUGCUGGUUGGUGGAACACGUUUGCUUGGAUUUGUGGUGCAGCUACGAUGUCAUCUAUUGCUUCGAAUGUUGUAGUUGCAAUAUAUGGUCUCUAUCAUCCUGAUUAUGUAGUAGCUAGAUGGCACAUUUUCAUCGGUUACAUUAUCAUAACUUGGAUUGCUUGUUGUAUAGUCUUAUUCGCUAAUCGUGCUCUUCCAAUGAUUAAUAAUAUUGGACUUGCUUUUAUCUUGGGUGGUGUUUUUAUCACAAUCAUAGUUUGUGCUGUUAUGCCAUCCGGUACUGGUCAUGCUACCCAUUCUUUUGUUUGGGCAGACUGGGCCAAUGAUACCGGUUAUUCCAGUAAUGGAUUUGUUUUCCUUGCAGGAAUGUUAAACGGAGCUUAUGCUGUUGGUACACCUGAUUGUGUUUCUCAUUUGGCGGAAGAAAUUCCAAAUCCUAGGAAGAAUAUACCACUUGCGAUUGGUGCUCAAAUGAGCAUUGGUUUUAUUACAGCAUUUUUAUAUACGAUAACUAUUUUCUACGCAACUACCGAUCUCGAUGCUGUAUUGGCUGCACCAUUUUUUCCACUUACUCAAAUAUAUCUACAAGCCACUGGCACCAUUGCGGGAACAACCGGUCUCCUUUUCGUUUAUAUUCUUUCCGAUCUUCUGUACCCUCAUCGGAACAUAUAUAACUGCGGGAAGAUGUCUUUGGACUCUUGCUCGUGA